AUCAAGCAAAACAUAUCGCUAUUUCAUGUGUUCAUCGACUCACACAAUGAGCGCAAUAUACUGUACGUUACGGCCGACGACACCGCCUAUGGGUUGGGCGCCAACAGCGACGGGUGUCUGGGUUUGGGUCACGACCGGGCCGUACAAUUGGCGCAACAAAUACCGCAAUUAUCGCUCAAACGGAUCCAGCAAUUCGCUACCGGAGCAACAUUUGCACUGGCAUUGGAUGCCACUAACUGUAUCUAUAGUUGGGGCAAAAAUGAGCAUGGCCAGUUGGGUCGUGAUACUUUACAUGGAUCAUUACACGCGUUACCGGACAAAAUACCAUGGUCUAACCUGAUAGUUCAGCUAUGCUGCGCCGAUCACCACUCUCUGGCCCUGACCGGCAAUGGCCGGGUGUAUGCCUGGGGUGACAACAGGUACGGCCAGGUCGGCCAUCACACUCAGGGAACCACUGGUUGUAGCGGCAAACCCACUGCCAUAGACUUUCCCGGCGGGUGUCCGGCCAUUAAAUACGUUCACUGUUUUAAUACGAGUUCAUUCGCUGUAACAACCGAUGGCCAGGUAUUCAGUUGGGGCGACAAUCAGUAUAAUAGGUUGGGUCAUAACGUUAGCGACGAGAUUGUAUUUACGCCACGUUUGAUAUCAACGCUAACCGGUGUCCAGACAGUUGUCUCCGGCACUCGACUGACGUAUUUCCUCACGAGUAGUGGUUUUGUGUAUUUUUGCGGCUUUUUGUGGCAAAGAGACGGCUUUGUCGGCGAAGCGGUUCCCAAACGUCUUCAGACCGGACUCGCCGUUCAAGACAUACAACAGUUUAAUGGAAAUAUCAAUUAUCCGUACUUUGAUUUUGUCACCGUUUUAGCCAAGGGUAGGAUUUAUAAGAUGACUGAUACAAACGCGUUCGUUGAUACAAAUUAUGGUAAUUUUGUCGACUUUUACGCCAAUGAAUAUCUGAUAAGCUAUAAUACAUUUCCGUUUCUCAAUGAGUUGAAUGCAAAACUUAAUUUAAUGCCUGUCAAACUCAACGAGGCUAAAUCAUCAAAUGAUGAGAUUCAUCGGGGGUUGAAUGCAAAAGUUUCAGACAAGUGGCAAUUGGUGGAGCAAGAGAUUAAUGAUAAACAAUUAAAUGGUACUUCAGAGACACAAACAUUGAUUGAGAAACAGCCCUAUGUAAAACCCAAACCCGAAUUAAAUAAUUUUAAAGCCGAUGAUAAUAUUGCAAAAAUUUCAGACAAAUGGCAAUUAGUGGAGAAAGAGAUUAAUGAAAAAGGAUUACAUGGUGCUUCAGAGACACAGACAUUGGUUGAGAAACAGCCCGAUGUUUCACCAAAACCCGAAGUAAAGCCAAAGCCGCCGUUGAAAGCGAAGCCUAGUUUACAGCCAAAACCCGAUUUCAACCCAAAACCAGUGCUCAAGAAAACAGUGUCCCAACCAUUGCCUACUUUUUCAGCCAACCUUUUACCCCGAGUAGUGUUGAUGUACUGUACAGUAAACUUGGUUCCUAACCAUAAUAACUGUCACUAUAAUGGUCUCACCGGGAGAUUGCAAGACCUGUUUUGUUUUUUGAAACACAUAAUAAUAAUGAACUCUCAAGUGGUGUGCGAGUCGUGCGAUGGACUCCACGGCCAGACUGUGAUGAUUAUGUGCCGUAAAUGCGGACCCAUUUGCGAGUUUUGUCGACUACUUCACCACAAACUCGAGGCAUUUAAAGAGCACCGAUUGAGUCAAUUAAUUGCUGUUCAAUCGCCUGAUGUGACUGGUAGCCAACGUGUCUCCCCGUGUCCGCCCGCUCAGCACAUUGAUGGCCACUCGAGAGACACUAAUACUGCCACUCAUUUGUCGCACCCAUUAUUGAUAGAUAUUGGCCCAAAUGCUCCAUUAAAUGCCUCCAUUGACCUGUCUAUCAGUGGAUCCCAAAGGGCUGGUAAUUAUGUGACAAGCAAUUGGGGACUGACCAGUUGUACGAGCAAUCAUGUUGUA
Molecule: messenger RNA, 1983 nt
Organism: Medioppia subpectinata
Lineage: Eukaryota; Metazoa; Arthropoda; Arachnida; Sarcoptiformes; Oppiidae
Source: the annotation of a GenBank genome assembly